AUGGAGAUUCUUGGGGCGGUAGGAGCAUCGGUACAGCUGGUCCAGGUUGCCGGCACCUGCUUGUCCAUCGUCCAAGAGGUCAGGAGUAUCUCGCUCGUCGCUCGAGAUCAGAACGCUGCCCACUUUGAACUUCUGGUUCAAGCCCUCAAGUUCGAAAAAUGGUGUGCGGCUUUGGGCAUUCAGGGGAUGCUGAAAAAUGCCAAGCAAGGGCAAGAUGCUUGCCGUCAUUCGAUGGAGGACCGACAGACUCGGUUGGGGGAAACCAUUAGGUCACAACUACGCUUGGAAAACCCGAAGCUCGAACAACUGACUCUAGAGGCGUUGAAAGACAUGAGAGAAAAGUUUGCUGAGACUACCAAGAUCAUCGCGCAGUACGCGGGAGCGUCAACACCAGCCGAGACACCCACUAAUGUUUCAUCUAUCUCAUUGCAGGUGCCCAGGAGUAAGAAGACAUCGGUGAUUUCCAAGCUUUUGCGCAAGGAACCGAGGCCGUCUCCGUCCAGCACUGAUGCGUCGUCUGUGCUAAGCGCCCAAUCGCAGCCCAAUGCUAAAGGGGGCCCAAACGUGUUGAUGAGAACCAAGUGGGUGACCUCAGACAAAAGCCGAGUCGAGGAUUUGUUGAAGAGCAUUGAGAGGACGAACAACUUGCUGGUCGUCCUUCUCGACCCAGAACAUCAAGCACACAUAGACCGUCAGACAGAUAUGACAAUCCUCGACCUGGUCGAUCGUGACACCCUCGAAGCAACAACAACACGCCCAGACCUUAAAGCGAUGGGCAGAAUCAAGCGUUGGCAGAAACAAGAACAAAGCGACAACGGGGACGAAGAUUUAGCCUCGACAUAUUCGUCUACAACCAUCUCGAGUCCAGCCCCAACACGGGUCCGGACCUACCAAGUUCGGGACUUCAAGAGAGAAAGCCUUCCACACGGCGAAUAUAGGACCUUGACUUCUUUGGAGGAUAAACGGGUCAUGGUGGAGUGGAAAUACUACAACCAAGAUCAGCCAAUUCGCCUUGAACGGACUAUGCGAUUGGGAGGGCUUGUCGGGCUCUUGAACAGGAACGAGGUUUUCCAGAAGUUCAUGACGCUUCCUUGCAGGGGUCUCGUCUCGGAUUCGAUAAACUCCAGGAUUGGGCUUGUAUUUUCAGUGGAAGACCCCGGCACCAGUCGCUUAAAAUCUCUAUACGACUGGAUCCGGAAUACUCCAACCCCGGCUCCACUCGGACAAAGGUUUCAACUCGCCAAGAGCCUCGUCACCGCGAUCCACCAUCUUCAUUCUGUUGAUUGGCUUCAUAAGUCAAUUCGAAGCGAAAACAUCGUCUGUUCUUGGGCACACGAGUCCACUUCGAAGCUCAAUUAUUCGUCUUCGACAGACAAGUCAGCGGCGGUUCAGAACAGCAGCCGCGAUGAACAAGAUGAUGGCCCUGGGGCGGCCAGCGCCAGGGAGACCCGGAUUGAAGCACUCCCCCCCUUUCACCUCGUUGGCUGGGAUCUGUCCCGGCCGGAUCACCCGUUGGAGUUGUCCGAGACGUUGUCAGUGUCUACUGCCGGAUUUCAGAACAAGCGAGACGCCAUUCUGCUAUACAGCCAUCCGGAGAUGCAUGCCCAGUCGAAGCCAGGCAAGAGACCUCGUUACCGUGCCCAGUUCGACAUUUACAGCCUCGGCCUGGUGCUUCUGGAGAUAGGACUGUGGAGAACAAUUGGGGAAUUACGUCGGCAUUGCAAGGACGACGUGGAAUUCAGGGUCAAGCUCGGGACCGAGUAUUGUGACAAACUGCUGCCGAAGGUUGGCGAAGUGUAUUGGCGUGUUGUACAGCGGUGCUUGAGGAACGAAUUCGGCGAGCCCUCAGACCGUAAUGAUGAGAGUGAAGAAUGUUUCUCGUUGCAAGUCGCAUUUGAGAAAUUUGUGGUGUCUAAACUGGAGAAGUGUUUUGCAUAA
Molecule: messenger RNA, 1938 nt
Organism: Diaporthe citri
Lineage: Eukaryota; Fungi; Ascomycota; Sordariomycetes; Diaporthales; Diaporthaceae
Exons: 1
Coding region: 1-1938 (645 amino acids)
Biological process (GO): protein phosphorylation
Molecular function (GO): protein kinase activity; ATP binding
Source: RefSeq, a predicted model, not a curated record